Messenger RNA from Prunus persica (peach), 1512 nucleotides. RefSeq names its product GDSL esterase/lipase At4g26790. NCBI's taxonomy places the organism in Eukaryota, Viridiplantae, Streptophyta, Magnoliopsida, Rosales, Rosaceae. Gene Ontology annotation, molecular function: hydrolase activity, acting on ester bonds. Bases 366 to 1415 code for a protein of 349 amino acids. The record is from RefSeq and is a predicted model, not a curated record. The transcript is spliced from 3 exons.
GAACAAAGAGGGCAAAGUAGGUUCAGCUACUUCACCUUGUAUUAUCCUAGAACCAGAAAAAUCCUUAUGAUUCUAAUUUAUUAGGUUCAGCUAGAAAUUAUGUCAUUUCCUGAAAGGGAAGCCUCUAUUGUCCUUACCAAAUUCCUCUUCCUCCAUUGACUCGCAUACAACACAUCAAGAAUCCACUCUUCUUUGCACUCAAUGAAAUUUAAGUCUCAACAAACUUCAUCAACCUCCAUUACCAUUUGUAUCGGCUUCUUCCAUUUUCAUUUCACUCCAAAUCAUUCUUACCAGCUUUGCCAACCAUCCUGCUUCUGCAUUUUUAUAUUCUGAACCAGUGAACUUGGAGCACUAAAGGAGAAAGGAUGACAAUUAAGGCCAUUCAACGGUUCCUCCUAACCUAUCUCCUUCUGGAAAUCUCUAUGGUGUCUGCAAAAGUUCCGGCAGUUAUUGUGUUUGGAGACUCUACUGUGGAUGCAGGGAACAACAACCAGAUAUCAACAGUCCUGAAGAGCGACUUUCAACCCUAUGGUCACGAUUUCUUUGGAGGCCAGCCUACCGGGCGCUUUUCCAAUGGUAGGGUUCCAACAGACUUCAUUUCUGAAGCUUUUAUGAUCAAGCCAACGAUACCUGCAUACUUGGAUCCAACUUAUACCAUUAAGGAUUUUGCUACUGGAGUUUGCUUUGCCUCUGCGGGAACUGGUUAUGAUAAUGCCACUUCUGAUGUGCUAUCUGUAAUACCUCUUUGGAAGGAAUUGGAGUACUACAAGAAAUACCAGAAGGACCUGAGAAGCUAUCUAGGCAAUGCUAAAGCUAAUGAGGUUCUGGGAGAAGCACUUUACCUGAUCAGUAUAGGAACUAAUGAUUUCGUAGAAAACUACUACGUAAUUAAACGCAGAUCAUCACAGUUUUCCAUAGAGGAGUACCAAAAUUUUCUAGCCGGAAUUGCUGGAAAUUUCAUCACAGAGCUUUACCAGCUUGGAGCUCGAAAGAUAUCUAUAAGCGGCCUUCCCCCGAUGGGUUGCCUGCCACUGGAGAGAACUACAAAUAUCUUGUCUGGGAGUGAUUGUAUUGAGGAGUACAAUGAUGUGGCUAGGAUUUUCAAUGUGAAGUUGCAGAGACUGAUUGAAAAGCUCAGCAAGAAACUAGUUAGAAUCCAACUUGUGCUUUCAAACCCAUAUGAUAUUCUCUUAGAAAUCAUUCAAAACCCAGCUACUUUUGGAUUUGAAGAUGCAGCAACAGCCUGUUGUGGCACAGGAUUAUUUGAGAUGAGUUACAUGUGCAAUAAGAUAACCCCAUUCACAUGUUCAGAUGCAAAUAAAUAUGUAUUUUGGGACUCCUUCCAUCCCACAGAAAAAACAAAUGCUAUUAUUGCAGAUCAUGUAUUCAGAAAUUGCCUAGCUCAAUUUUCAUGAGAAGUACACAGUAUAGAAUGAGGUCUGUAACUGUCAUUCUAGUAGUCUUGCCUUUGGUACUAUCCACUUUAACUUGCAUCAAGAUAUUUGUCUUCCA